Molecule: messenger RNA, 2613 nt
Organism: Seriola dumerili (greater amberjack)
Lineage: Eukaryota; Metazoa; Chordata; Actinopteri; Carangiformes; Carangidae
Gene: atf5b
Exons: 4
Coding region: 267-1781 (504 amino acids)
Biological process (GO): regulation of transcription by RNA polymerase II
Cellular component (GO): nucleus
Molecular function (GO): DNA-binding transcription activator activity, RNA polymerase II-specific; RNA polymerase II transcription regulatory region sequence-specific DNA binding
Source: RefSeq, a predicted model, not a curated record
UUGCAGAAGUAGCGGAUUUAAAAACUUUCUGUCUGCAAGUCUUUUCGUCGAAAUAGCACUUCAAGAAGAGUCUCUGACUUCCAAAAGGGGAAAACAUGGCUUUUUAAACUGUGACCGUCUUCGUGCUCACCGUAAAGCUCCGUGUGCUUUGCUCCUGCAACGCACUUUACAAGACUAUUCAGAAACUAUGGGGUCUUCCAGUUCUAUUUCAUCCACCCAGUGCACGGUUUGUGCUUUUGAACAAUUCGAUCGAAGCAGACGACACAAUGGCGGCAUCGAUCCUUCGCAGGAAAAUUCCCCCCAUUUCCACAGGCGAGCUCGGCGCUCCCCUUCUCCAACAGGCUAGCCACAGCCAAUCACUGCCCAGGACGGGGGCGGAGCCUGUGGAGAGGCAGCACUUAAUUGGUGAUGGUCACUCAGAUUGGAUGACGGAAAAAGUUGAUUUGUCUUCAUUUGUGUCGACGACCGAGUCUUCUCCAAGCUCUUCCCUUCCACCCUCACCAUUAGAACAAGAUGUCAAGGUGCCCUCGGAUCUGGAGGUCAUGACCUCUCUACUGCAGGAGGAGCUGGCUCAGCUGGAGGACUACUUCCGCUCCGAGUCCACAUCCACGACAAGCAAGUUGGAGAAAUCCUCAAAAUGUGACAAGGGUGCUCAAGCCAUGGGCUCCCAGUCUUAUUAUCAGUUACCCUAUGGGUCGUAUGGGUCCAGCCAAUCAGAAACCAGCCCUGUGGUUGUUACCUUGGCAACAGGGGAAUUGGACCUGGCCAGCUUCUGUGGCGGUCCCAUCGGCAGAACCAAAAUUGCUCGACCCGCUCCAUACAACUACCAUCACCGCUACCACCACAACAACGGGCGAAGAAUAAUCAGCGAGGCUGUGAAAGUAGGGGAGGAAGUUGGACUUGAUACGUGGGGCUCCAGGGGAAGUUACUCAGGAAGCACAGAGUUGUCUGUGAACCACUACUCCACACUGAAGACAGUGAGCAAGAACAGCCUCGGCAGCGUCAAGAAGGUGAGAGAAUGUGCUUUAUCGUUGAAGGAAGAGGAGAGUUAUUGUUUUUCAGAAGGAAUGUUUUGCAGCGAAGAGAUUGCUCGAGGUUUUUGUCUGGGCGGCUCGUACGAGAGCCACCACAAGCGAGAGGGACAGUUGAUGCACAAUGUGAAGGUCAAUGUAAGUUACGACAGCACGGGGCUCGAUGUUUUGCACUGCAGCAAAGAUGGAGGACUUUCUGGAAGUAUUCCCCCAGAGACAAUGGUGGCCGGUGACGGCUACUUCCACCAGUCAAUGGCCAGCACAGAGCCUUACCAUAGCUUUAUAGGUGACCUAGAUCAGCCGUCACAAGCACAGGCUGUAGAGCCCCAACACGGCCACUACCUCUAUCCAGAAUGCCUUGCAGACCAAAGCUAUGAAUGUCUGUCCAGAGGGGAGGGCGAGGGGCCGCUGAUGGGCGCCCCAAUCCACCGCCCCACCCAGAGGCUAAAGGAUGAACACUGCUCCAUCAAACCAUCUCUAGUGAUGGGCGCCGCUUCUCUGGAAGCCAACAGUGGAGAGAGGAAGCAGAAGAAGAGAGACCAGAACAAAACUGCUGCUCACAGGUACAGGCUGCGUAAGAGGGCGGAGCUGGACUCUCUGGAGGAGGAGCUGCAUGGCCUCGAGGGGCAGAACCGAGAGCUUCGUGACAAGGCGGAGUCGGUGGAACGAGAAAUCCAGUAUGUCAAAGAUUUACUGAUCGAGGUCUACAAGGCUCGCAGUCAGCGACUCAAACAGGAUGGCAGUGCCUAAAACGCCCACGCUGACCUCACCUCCAAAAUCUCCCAACCAGCAGCAAGAGAAAAAUCAAGUCAAGAGCACCAACUGGUUUUUGUCUCACAAAAAUGAAAUGGUAGUUGCAUGAUUUUCGUAGUUCUUUUCUAAAAAAAAAAAAAAAAUAAAAAAUUUUUUUUUUUGUUCCAAGAGGAUGGCGAAACAAAAACAAACCUUUCCUAUAAAAAGAAGAAAAAAAAAGGAGAAGUUUCCAGAUGGGUGACUAAACUAUUAAAAGCCUUAGUGAGGUGGCUUCCAGAGGAGAUGCUGAACUUGUCCGUGACCACUGUGAUCCGAACUGCACUCACAGCCUUGUGAUGACUGAGUUUGCGCUUGCAAUGAUUGAUCGUUUACAAAAUGCUCUUUGAAUUAGUAGUAGUGGUUGAAUUUGCUUGUGGUUUUUGUGACACACAUUGGCAGCAUCAAGGCAGAUCCAUACUAAAUAUAUAUUUUAUUUUAUAUUUUUAUUUUUACUUAAUAAUGUUCAUUUAUCAUUUGCUUAAAAACAAUCAAAGUGAAUAAAGGGAUUGCUGGAAAAAGUGUGUAACAUGCUCUACAAAUAUUCAUUAUCAGAAACAUUUAGAAAUUUGUAUUGCUAAAAUGUUGAGUAUUUACACUUCUUUACCCCACUGAAAUACCCAAUGCAUGUUUGAUUUUGGAAAAGCAUGUGCGAGUGUUAUUUGAAGGCAAUAUUCUGUUAACUGCAUGGCUUCAAGAUCUCCACCGCGUCAAUUUAACUGAGUUGACUUUACUCUUCUCAUCAAGCUGGCGACUUUUCUCUGAGUUCCCCCCCCCACACCCCACCCCCCCG